This is a messenger RNA of Pelobates fuscus (common spadefoot toad), 1592 nucleotides long. It is a transcript of the gene CLDN19, whose product is annotated as claudin 19. The transcript is spliced from 5 exons. Gene Ontology annotation, cellular component: bicellular tight junction; plasma membrane. The coding region runs from base 354 to 1022 and encodes 222 amino acids. Gene Ontology annotation, molecular function: structural molecule activity. The record is from RefSeq and is a predicted model, not a curated record. NCBI's taxonomy places the organism in Eukaryota, Metazoa, Chordata, Amphibia, Anura, Pelobatidae. Gene Ontology annotation, biological process: cell adhesion; bicellular tight junction assembly.
AUCAAGACAUUAGUGUGUAAUGUUUUUUUUCUUUAUAAGUGCUUUGUCCCCUGAGUGCCCUAGAGAUACUCACUGGAGUGUGAACAUGUGUUUCUCAGAUCUGAGCUGUACCUUACCAAUCCCAACCUAGAACUGUUUCUACUCAACUGGGUUCAUCCUUGGUGGCAUCAAUUUCUAGAGAAGGUUCCUUUGACAUUGGAGAAGACAACUGUGUGACCCAAACCUGUCUAAUAGACCAUCAGAGACCAAGUGGAUAUCUUUCUGCCUGCUGGGAAUACCAGGGUCAAAAUAACUUUAAUCUCUUUUAAAGAAAUAUUCCAAGUUGUUUUGGAAUUUUUUUUUUUUUAUGAAUUAUGGCCAAUUCAGGAUUCCAACUCCUUGGCUAUUUCCUUGCCCUUGGAGGAUGGAUUGGUAUUAUCUCCACCACAGCACUACCUCAGUGGAAGCAAUCAUCUUAUGCAGGAGAUGCUAUCAUCACAGCAGUGGGACUAUAUGAGGGACUGUGGAUGUCAUGUGCUUCUCAAAGUACUGGGCAAGUGCAGUGCAAAGUGUAUGACUCUCUGCUCUCCCUGGAUGUUCACAUCCAAACCACCCGGGCACUCAUGGUAGUUGCCAUGCUUCUGGGGUUCAUUGGUAUUAUCAUCAGUGUUGUUGGCAUGAAAUGUACCAAAGUGGGUGACAACAAUCCUAUCACUAAAAGUCGAAUCGCUGUCUCUGGCGGAGUCCUUUUCUUACUGGCAGGUCUCUGUACAUUAAUAGCCGUUUCAUUGUAUGCCACACAAGUCACUCAUGAUUUCUUUAAUCCAAAUACACCGGUUAAUGCUAGGUAUGAAUUUGGCUCAGCUUUAUUUGUAGGGUGGGCUUCUGCCAGUCUCACCAUGCUUGGAGGGUCUUUCCUCUGUUGUUCCUGCCCCAAUGAAGAGAGAAGAGAACAGCAGUACUAUAGACAAUCUCAGCCUUCGGCAACUACCAGAGAAAUCACAAAAAUGCCUAGCAAGAAAAAAGAAGAAACAGCGAGUUAAUAUCGAAGGCGCAAAGAUUACAAAAACAAAAACAAAGAGAUUUCUCUAUUUCCCGCAGAAAGGACAUUAAGAAAAUCUGGGGGAAAAAAAAUUUGUAUGGCAUCAAAGUGUGCAAAAAACUUUGUAUCUGCUCUUUUUUUAACGACUUCAGUGGCAUAUCAGUAAAUAAUUCAUUUUUCGAGAAUAGAACAAAAGGGUUCUGUGUUCAGCCAUCUUGGUAUACAAAGUUUAAAAUGCGUGUGCCAAUUGAUGUGAUGUUAAUGUAUAUUUUUAUAUGGCUAAUUUAUUAAUUCCAGGGUUGCCUUAGUAAAUAAAACUACAUUCUGAUAUUUGCAAUGUUGAAAUGCUUUUGUAACAUACUAAAUUUGCGAAAUCUCCAUAUAACGCACGGAGAGGUCAAGAUGUAACCACAUAUAGAAACUGUUUGUCAUGUACAUAAAGCAGUUCAAUGAAUACAUACACAGUGUUACAAGACUAUUUUUCAUAUGACUUUGUAUAUUAUGAAUAUAGAACUAUGUUUGAUGGAUUUUUUUUGUAACUUUUUUUUACUAAUAAAAUGAUGUAAACAAU